AUGGCACGUAGGCAUAGAUGUACGGCGGCGGCAGCAGCAACAGCAGCAGAAAAGGAGGUGCAUUACCGCGGAGUAAGGAAGAGGCCAUGGGGGAGAUACGCGGCAGAGAUAAGAGAUCCACAUAGGAAAUGCCAAGUAUGGUUAGGCAUAUUUGACACAGCAGUGGAGGUAGCGAUGGCGUAUGAUGCAGCUGCCAUAGAGUUUCGAGGUGUUAAGGCGAAGACAAACUUCCCAAUUCUUAUUGAUACUCAAAAUCAUCUGAAUGCUCGUGGUGGUGGUGGUGGUCUUGAUGGUGGUGAAAUAUUUCAUACUAACAGAUUCGGAUCCAUAAUCAUGGGUUCCGAUGCAGGAGAUCUCAGCGAGUCAGAUUCUUCAUCAGUGGUUGAUUUUAUAAGUAACGAUACUAAGGACAUUCAGAACAACCUCAAUUUUCCAUCAGUGCCCAAGAACAAAGGAGGAAGUGGUACUGGCAGUGGUGAUAGUGAGGACAGAAGGAGAACGAAAAAAUUCCAAACUCGAAAACGUAAUUUGUCUGAAUUAUACGU
Molecule: messenger RNA, 545 nt
Organism: Capsicum annuum
Lineage: Eukaryota; Viridiplantae; Streptophyta; Magnoliopsida; Solanales; Solanaceae
Product: ethylene-responsive transcription factor 11-like
Exons: 3
Biological process (GO): regulation of DNA-templated transcription
Molecular function (GO): DNA-binding transcription factor activity; DNA binding
Source: RefSeq, a predicted model, not a curated record